CGUGGCCUGCUUUUUCAAUGCGGUUAUAUUACAUAGAUUACGGAUGAAAGCCAAAGCAAAGAACACCUGUUGAGACUAAAGCAUUCUGGUUAUAAUUUCUUGAAGUGAUCAUCAACAAUGGAGCAGGUGUUGGUCAACAUUCUGGAUGAGGUGACGAGUGACGAGAUGAAGAGAUUUCAGUGGCUCCUGAUCAGGCACCAGAGGCGUGGCUAUGAUCCCAUCAAAAAAAGCGAGUUGGAUCGCAACACAAGCAGGGAGAAUACCGUGGAGCUGAUGGUGAAUAAAUACAAAGAGAAUGGAGCUCUGGGCGUCACAAUUAAUAUCCUGAAGAACAUGAACCAGAAUACACUUGCUCACGAGUUGAAGACAAAAGCAAACAUUCUCAAAAGAGCGCAAAACGGCACUGCAAAGGUGAGCACUGCGGCGAAGAGCACUGUGGCGAAGGGUACUACAAAGGAGACACCAGCGGUGAAGAGCACUGCAAAGGAGACACCAGCGCAAAACGGCACUGCAAAGGUGAGCACUGCGGCGAAGAGCACUGUGGCGAAAGGUACUACAAAGGAGACACCAGCGGUGAAGAGCACUGCAAAGGAGACACCAGCGCAAAACGGCACUGCAAAGGUGAGCACUGCGGCGAAGAGUACUGUGGCGAAGGGUACUACAAAGGAGACACCAGCAGUGAAGAGCACUGCAAAGGAGACACCAGCGGUGAAGAGCACUGCAAAGGAGAGCACUGCCACUGUGGUGGAGAGCACUACGAAGGAGAGCAUUGUAGCGAAGGGCACUACAAAGGAGAGCACUGUGGCAAAGAGCACUGCAAAGGAGAGCACUGCGGCGAAGAGUACUGCAAAGGAGACACCAGCGGUGAAGAGCACUGCAAAGGAGAGCACUGCGGCGAAGAGUACUGCAAAGGAGAGCACUGCAAAGGAGAGCACUGCGGCGAAGAGUACUGCAAAGGAGACACCAGCGGUGAAGAGCACUGCAAAGGAGAGCACUGCGGCGAAGAGUACUGCAAAGGAGACACCAGCGGUGAAGAGCACUGCAAAGGAGAGCACUGCGGCGAAGAGCACUGCAAAGGAGAGCACCGCCAAUGUGGUGAAGAGACCUGCAAAGGAGACACCGGCGGCAAAGAGCCCUGCAAAGGAGAGCACCGUGGCGAAGAACACUGCAAAGGAGGACACUACCACUGCAAAGGAGACACCAGUGGUGAAGAGACCUGCAAAGAAGAGCACUGCAAAGGAGAGCACUGCCAAAGGCACUUGCAAAAACUGAGCCGUUCUAGAUCAAGAGGAUGGGCCAAUAUGGUAUACUUUAUUUAGGUCCAUUUACUUGUCAAAGACCAGUUAACAAUUGAGGAGGAUUGUAAAACUAUUUUCUACCCACACACUGACUGGACUCUACCCACACACUCACUGGACUCUACUCACACACUCACUGGACUCUACCCAAACACACACUGGGCUCUACCCACACACUCACGGGACUCUACUCAUACACUCACUGGAAUCUACCCAAACACACACUUGACUCUACCCACACACUCACCGGACUCUACCCACACACUCACUGGACUCUACCCACACACUCACUGGACUCUACCCACACACUGACUGGACUCUACCC
This is a messenger RNA of Oncorhynchus kisutch (coho salmon), 1623 nucleotides long. RefSeq names its product hyphally regulated cell wall protein 3. The coding region runs from base 118 to 1272 and encodes 384 amino acids. The transcript is spliced from 3 exons. The record is from RefSeq and is a predicted model, not a curated record. Lineage: Eukaryota; Metazoa; Chordata; Actinopteri; Salmoniformes; Salmonidae.